Symsagittifera roscoffensis is the source of this 1378-nucleotide messenger RNA. RefSeq names its product carbohydrate sulfotransferase 4-like. Lineage: Eukaryota; Metazoa; Xenacoelomorpha; Acoela; Convolutidae. Gene Ontology annotation, biological process: N-acetylglucosamine metabolic process; sulfur compound metabolic process. Bases 144 to 1259 code for a protein of 371 amino acids. Gene Ontology annotation, molecular function: N-acetylglucosamine 6-O-sulfotransferase activity. The record is from RefSeq and is a predicted model, not a curated record. The transcript has 6 exons.
AUUCUUUUAUGAUGUUUUAUCCGGCUUUUAUUAUUCAUUCAUCCAUGUUGUCCUCGCAAAAUCAUUUUUUUAUUUCAUUACGAAGUUGAAGGAAAACUAAAUGUAUUAGUUGAGUUAUAGGGACCUCCUGUAAUUUUUGUAACAUGGAGAACUCAAAAGUUUCACUUGCUAGUUUUGUUCAGUGUGCUACUGAAUCUGGCUACAGGAUGCAUAAAGUAAAGUUUUUCAUUUAUGUUACCAUUGCGAUUUCACUGUUUCUCUGGUCGCUUUACUCCAGUUCGCUUUACGAUGAUUACCCGAAAGAUGUCCAAAAUGUGGAUAUCGAGGGUACCGUGCCGAAGAUACAUCGUCCAAUGGUCAUCAUCCUGACCUACAUGCGCAGUGGGUCUACUCUUCUGGGAGAGAUAUUCAAACGCCAUCCAAACACAAUCUACCUCUUCGAACCCUUCAGGGUGGAGGAACUGGAGUUCAAAGGUGUUUCUGCUGCUGACAUCACACAUCGUAGAAUGAAGUGGAUAUACAAUUUUUCAGUCUGUAAUUUCAAUGAUGUCCUGACGACAACGAAUGAUCCAAGAAUUGCCAGGAAGAAGCCGAAGUUCUCGCUGGAGAAGAGUUCACUUCCAGUGACCGAAAGUGGGAAUGGGGUCAAAUCUGACGCCUUCGUGAAUAGCACGCAACUGACACAAAAAUGCUUCAACUCCAGCACUCUGCCAGUGAUAAAGAGUAUCCGAAUGAACUUGGUCGACUACUCGGACUUCGUCAGACUCAACGAACAUGUCAAGAUCAUCCACUUGAUUCGGGAUCCACGAGCAGUGGAGUUGUCAAGAAGAGGGAUGCCUCACGGAGCGGCUGAGAAGAUGAAUGCUCUGGGUGCGAACCAAGUCUGUGACAAAUUGUGGAAAGACAUUGUUGAAAGUGAAAAUCUUUACCAAGAAUUGGGACCAAAACGAAUUAUGCGCAUCGCAUAUGAAGAGUUGAUUCUAGAUCAAGAGAACGUGGUUCGAAACUUGCACAAAUUUGCCAACAUUGAGCCUGAUGAAACAACAAUACAAAAGUUUUUCGAUUUGACCCACGCCGACAAAAAAGUUGAGGGCGGCUUUCACCCAAAUGCAGCAAGAAACGCAUCUUUUAAUCUGAUUCGCUGGCAGUACGAGUUACCUGCAAAAGAUGUGAAGGAGUUUGAAAAACGCAAAAGUUGUAAAUCAAUCAUUCAAACUAUCCAAUCUCGAAUUGAUAAAAUCCAGGUUCCAAAAUUGUAACCCUAAAUUUGAAAAAAAAAUAUACUGUUUUAAUGCAAAAACUACUUAACACCGAUCCUUUCUUCCUGUAAAUGUUACUUGUUUUUUGAAUGGAAGAUGAAUUUGUUUUCUGGCUGACU